CACAGCCCAGCGGAGUGGGGCGACUCCCACAAUGCACUGGGGGCGGCCCCGCCAGGCACCCGCUCCUCCCCUCCCCUCCCUGCGGCGCCGGGAGGGGCCCCGCGUUGGCGGCCCAGGAGCAAGAAGAGAAACUCGCAAGGGGAAAUGUAUCAAAGGGCAGUUAGUUCUCCGCUAACUCAAAGAAGGAAGUCAGUCGCCCUCUGAGUAACAUCCAUUAUCAAAUAUGAAUGUGAUCAACUUUAAUAAAUCAGAAAACAAGAACAACAUUUUCAGCAGUCCUAUCCUGCGUGCAAGAUCCAGCCUGUGACAAUACCUGGGAAGAGUAUGAAUGUUUCAGAGAACUGGCUGUUCAAUGGUUCCUCAUUAGCCUCUCAAGUUCAUGCUGCUGCUAUUAAUGGAGAUAAGGGUGCCCUCCAGAAGCUAAUAGCAGGAAACCCUGAGUUGAAAGAUAAAGACGACCAGUUUGGGAGGACUCCACUCAUGUACUGUGUGUUGGCUGACAGGCUAGAUUGUGCUGAGGCCUUGCUGAAGGCAGGAGUAGGUAUUAAUAAAGCUGAUCAUAGCCGGAGAACUGCUCUCCAUCUUGCUGCACAAAAGGGAAAGCAAUUCGUUGAACUGGCUACUCUGAAAUGGACAAGAAGUUCUUACUGUGGAAAUUAUCGCUUCAUGAAACUUUUACUUGCUCGUAGAGCAAACUGGAUGCAAAAGGAUUUAGAAGAAAUGACUCCUUUACAUUUAACUACCCGCCACAAGAGUCCCAAGUGCUUAGCUUUGUUACUAAAAUACAUGGCACCAGGUGAAGUGGAUACACAGGACAGAAACAAGCAAACUGCUCUGCACUGGAGUGCCUACUACAAUAACCCAGAGCAUGUGAAACUUCUUAUAAAACACGAUUCUAAUAUUGGAAUCCCUGAUAUUGAAGGCAAAAUCCCACUUCAUUGGGCAGCUAACCACAAGGAUCCCAGUGCAGUUCUAACAGUCAAAUGUAUUCUGGAUGCUGCUCCCACAGAAUCUUUAUUGAACUGGCAGGACUAUGAAGGACGAACCCCCCUUCAUUUUGCAGUUGCUGAUGGGAAUGUGGCAGUGGUUGAUGUCCUGACCUCUUACGAAGGCUGCAAUGUGACAUCUUAUGACAACCUCUUUCGAACUCCUCUUCACUGGGCAGCUUUACUGGGCCAUGCACAGAUUGUCCAUCUCCUGUUAGAAAGAAAUAAGUUUGGAACCAUCCCAUCUGAUAGCCAAGGGGCAACACCCUUACAUUAUGCAGCACAGAGCAACUUUGCUGAAACAGUUGAAGUAUUUUUGAAACAUCCCUCUGUGAAAGAUGACUCAGACCUUGAGGGAAGAACAUCCUUUAUGUGGGCAGCUGGGAAAGGCAGUGAUGAUGUCAUCAGGACUAUGCUGAAUUUAAAAUUGGACAUUGAUAUCAACAUGGCAGAUAAAUAUGCUGGCACAGCAUUACAUGCUGCUGCCCUUUCUGGCCAUGUCAGCACUGUGAAAUUGCUCUUAGAACAUAAUGCACAGGUAGAUGCAACUGAUGUAAUGAAGCACACUCCACUUUUCCGAGCCUGUGAAAUGGGACACAAAGAAGUGAUACAGACACUCAUUAAAGGCGGAGCAAGAGUAGAUUUGGUUGAUCAAGAUGGCCAUUCUCCCCUUCACUGGGCAGCUCUGGGUGGAAAUGCUGAUGUAUGUCAAAUUUUGAUAGAAAAUAAAAUCAACCCAAAUGUACAGGAUUAUGCAGGUAGAACUCCCUUGCAGUGUGCUGCAUAUGGAGGCUAUAUUAACUGCAUGGUCGUGUUACUGGAAAAUAACGCAGAUCCAAAUAUUCAAGAUAAAGAGGGAAGGACUGCUUUACAUUGGCUGUGUAAUAAUGGCUACCUUGAUGCUAUAAAGUUGCUGCUGGGUUUUGAUGCUUUCCCUAAUCACAUGGAGAACAAUGAAGAGAGAUACACACCACUUGAUUAUGCUUUGCUUGGAGAACACCAUGAGGUGAUUCAGUUUAUGUUAGAACAUGGUGCUCUAUCUAUAGCUGCCAUACAGGACAUUGCUGCCUUCAAAAUCCAAGCUGUCUACAAAGGAUACAAGGUUAGAAAGGCUUUCCAAGACAGAAAAAAUCUUCUAAUGAAGCAUGAACAGCUGAGAAAAGAUGCUGCUGCCAAGAAACGUGAAGAAGAAAAUAAGAGGAAGGAAGCAGAGCUGUUGAAGGGAAUGCAGAACCUCGUACUCAAUAGGGUGCAAGUACAGCCACAUCCUGCAAAUAGAGAGAAGAGUAACAGAACUCCUAGCACUCCACAGCUGUCUAGUAAACAAAUUGAUGUACAUAGUAACAGGCUUUUCUGCAGUAGCAUUUCUCAAAACCAGGCAGGGAAAAACAAUAGAGGAUCACCUGCAACCUCUCAAAACAAAACGACACCAAAGGAAAAAUGUCUGUCUGCAGAACUACUGGGUGAAGAUCACAAAAACAAAAAAGAAUUAUCCAGAAAACACACCAAAAGCAAGACAGCUUGUGUCCAUUUCCAUUGUGGUAAAGAAAAUGAUGGAGCCAAAGUUGAAGCUAACCAUCAAGUUGUGGCAGCCACAGAGUGGUAUGGUGAAAAGCACAAGGAGCAGACUGCAAGCGCGAAAGGCUUAGCACAUGGCAAUGAAAAGCACAUCCCUUGUUGUAACACAGCCAGUGCAGGGGAGAAAUUAGCAGAUCAAAGUCAAUCUAUAGCUGGCAACGGAAGCUAUUGUGAAGGAACAACAGGGCACUUGCAGAAUAUUAACUGCACGGAUGGAAACUCAAGGAAUUCAAGGCAGUGUGAAACGCUAUCAAAAGGCAAACCGCGCACGCUGAAAGCAAGAAAUAAAGAGUUAAACAGUGAGAGAUGUUCCCCAGCUGGCUCCAGUAGACCUGGAAGUGCCAAAAUGAGAUUUGUAAACAUCAGAAAUGACAGUUCACAUGCCGUAUUACAAACUAACAAUGUAACAAAUAAUGAAUUAGCAAAAAAGACCUGCCCUUUACUGUCUAUCAAAGCAGGAACUACAAGACCUGUGCCAAGUGAUCCAACAGCUCACGCUAUUUUUGAUGAUAGUCUGAACUUGGAAAAAAUAGAUAUAACGGGGUCCAAGAAUGCAGAUGAUCGAUUACGUUCCCAUCUCACAUGUCAGAGUAUGAAUAUUGAACUUAUCCCAUUAGAGAUCCGUAUGCAGAUAAUAGAAAAGGAAAGAAAAAGAAAAGAGCUAUUUCGGAAGAAGAACUAUGCUGCUACUGUUAUUCAGAGGACAUGGAGAAGUUACCAACUUAGACAGAAGUUGGUCCAGCUCUUUGGUGCUGAGCGGCAAUGCAAAGAAGAUGAAGACAAAUGGAGACAAGAGACAGCUGCCUUUUUCAUCCAGGUCGCUUGGAAGAAACAGCUGAACCAUGGCCCUCUGAAAUCAGUGUCUUCAUGUAAAAACCUAAAAUCUAUAAAUAAAAGCAACUCAGCCAUAAAAACAAGCAAGCAAUCCAUCCUUAAGCAGAUAUACGGGUGCUCUCAAGAAGGAAAAGUUUGCCAUCCAGCAAGACCUUCAAAGUAUAAGCUUUCUGAUGUGCACGUGAUCUCAGUAAGCAACCUGCAGUAUGUUCACCUGCUGGAGAAUGAAGGAAAACUGAAGCAGUUUUCAUACAACAUGAGACCAACCACUGCUGCAAAGUCAAAAACCAAAAGACCUGAGCAUUAAGCAAAGCUGAGUAGUAGUAAUAGGGAACCUGAGAACAACUUAAAGACUACUCCCCAGUUCUACAGGGAUGUAUGAAAUCUUUCUUGUAAUUGAAGAAAGUAUACAAAAUAUUAAGCUAACAAAGGUAUUUUCCGUUAUUGUAUUAUCUCAGUGCUGUAUGCCAAACCAGACUUCCAGGGAGUUGAACUCAUUCCGUGUACGAAUGAAAUGUAGAAUUAAAGAGUAAUUUAUUUAUUUGCUGACAUUACAGAAUUUCAACUUUCAUCAAGUUGAGAGGUAGGCUGGAAUUAGCAAUUUACAGAAUUUAUCAAAAUUAUCCAUAAAUAUGUUUUGAGUGUGUUAAUUACAGCCCUAUGUUCAGCCACAUAUGGGGUAUGAAAAAAACUUAAUACUGCACCUGCUCAUUAUAUAGCCUUCUCCAGCCCUAUCAAAGCACUUUUGAUUUAUGAAAGUUAAAAUAAAACUUCCUGGGAGAAUAAUAUAAGUACGUAGUUUUCUCUAGGUAAAAAGCAUAAAACAAGGGCUAGUUCUACACUUAGGGUAGGUCCAUACUUACCCGCCGGGUCGACGCGGAGAGUUCGAACUAUCGCGUCUAAUCUAGACGCGAUAGUUCGAACUCCGGACGCGCUCCCGUCGACUCCGGAACUCCACCAC
This is a messenger RNA of Mauremys mutica (yellowpond turtle), 4359 nucleotides long. It is a transcript of the gene INVS, whose product is annotated as inversin. Gene Ontology annotation, cellular component: ciliary inversin compartment. Gene Ontology annotation, molecular function: protein binding. Gene Ontology annotation, biological process: protein localization to ciliary inversin compartment. The transcript has 19 exons. Bases 325 to 3705 code for a protein of 1126 amino acids. The record is from RefSeq and is a predicted model, not a curated record. Lineage: Eukaryota; Metazoa; Chordata; Testudines; Geoemydidae.